ACGGCGGGAAGGGGCGGCCUGAGGGGUAGUGGUGGCGGCUGCUCGGUGCUUUGAGGGGAGGCGAGCCCGAGGCUGGUUGGGGACGGGGAGAGGAGAGAAGAGGGUCAUCAUCUCCCCCCGCAGCUCCUUUCUGAGACGCUAUUUUAAGUGUUAUAUUGAAGCCAAAUCAGCAAAAUUGCAUGAUAUAUAAAUAGAGAUUGAUCAUGAAGACCUUUUGCGGAAGGGCUAACCCGACCACUGGUGCCAUGGAGUGGUUAGAAGAGGAUGAGAACUACGACUACCAUCAGGAAAUUGCAAGAUCACGCUACGCAGACAUGCUUCACGAUAAAGACAGAAACAUGAAAUAUUACCAAGGUAUUCGUGCUGCAGUGAGCCGAGUAAAAGAAAGAGGUGAAAAAGCAAUUGUUCUCGAUAUAGGGACUGGCACAGGACUCCUGUCUAUGAUGGCAGCUUCAGCAGGUGCAGAUUUCUGCUAUGCAAUUGAGGUUUUCAAGCCCAUGGCUAAUGCAGCUGUGAAGAUAGUGGAGAAAAAUGGUUUUUGUGACAAGAUCAAGGUAAUCAACAAGCACUCCACUGAAGUCACAGUUGGGCCAGAUGGAGAUAUGCAGUGUCGUGCGAAUAUCCUGGUAACAGAAUUAUUUGACACAGAGCUGAUAGGAGAAGGUGCCUUACCAACAUAUGAGCAUGCGCACAAAUACCUUGUACGGGAAGGAUGUGAGGCAGUGCCUCACAGGGCAACAGUGUAUGUCCAGUUAGUGGAAUCCAAAAGAAUGUGGUCCUGGAACAAACUGUUUCCUGUUUGUGUCGAAGCAGAGGACGGUGAAAAAAUUGUCGUUUGCCCUUCAGAAAUGGAGAACUGUCCAGGUGUUCCUUCUGUUUGUGAUAUCCAGCUGAACCAGAUGCCUUCAAAUGACUUCACUGUCCUUAGUGAUGUGGUGACAAUGUUCAGUGUGGAUUUCAGUAAGCCUGUAAGCAGUGCUUCUACCUACUACAGAGUGCAGCUGGAGCCUGUAAAAUCUGGCAAGGCACAAAUCGUACUUUCUUGGUGGGAUAUUGACAUGGACCCCUCCGGGACGAUAAAUUGCACAAUGGCUCCAUACUGGGUAAAAUCCACUUCUGCUUUCCAGUGGAGAGAUCACUGGAUGCAGUGUGUGUAUUUUCUGCCAAGUGAGGAGCCAGUUCUCCAGGGUGAGAAGGUGUACCUGACUGCCUGUCGUGAUGAGUACUCUGUGUGGUAUAAGCUGCAGAAAGCCAGAGGAGAAGACAAUAAAGCAGAUGUUUGUGUUGAGAGUCCAGUUUGUAGAUGUCAGGCUCACCUUCUUUGGAAUAGACCACGCUUUGGAGAAUUAAAUGAUCAGAACAGAACACGCCAGUACAUCAAGUCUUUGAUGAAUGUUCUGAGAACAGAUAGUGUUUGCCUUUGUAUCAGUGAUGGCAGUCUGCUGCCUGUGCUGGCUCACUAUCUUGGAGCAAAGCAGGUAUUUACAUUAGAAAACUCUGCAGUGUCCCAUUCUGUCAUGGAGAAAUUUUUUAAGGCAAAUCAUCUUGAAGAUAAAAUCAAAAUACUAGAAGCACGUCCUGAGUCACUGACAUCAUCUCAUUUGGAAGAUAAAAAGAUUUCCGUUCUUGUUGGAGAGCCGUUUUUCACUACAAGUUUGUUGCCGUGGCAUAACCUGUAUUUCUGGUAUGCUAGGACAGCUGUGUGCAAGCAUCUUGCCAGCAAUGUCACUGUCCUGCCUCAGUCUGCUUCUUUGCACAUGAUGAUUGUGGAGUUUCAGGACUUAUGGAGAAUCCGGAGUCCUUGUGGCAUCUGUGAAGGUUUUGAUGUCCGGACUAUGGAUGAUAUGAUUAAAAGUUCUCUGGAUUUUAGGGAAUCCAAGGAAGCAGAACCUCACCCUUUGUGGGAAUAUCCUUGCAAGUCACUUUCUGACCCCCUGGAAGUUUUGAUAUUUGACUUCAGAGAGACUGUACCACAACACUGUCUCAGCACAGAGGGUUCUGUAAAUCUUUUACGGAAGGGAAAAAGCCAUGGAGCAGUUUUGUGGAUGGAGUAUCAUCUUACUGCUGAUAUCUCAGUUAGUACAGGACUGAUGCAGAUUUCAAACGAAAAGGGAAACUGUGAAUGGAAUCCCCACUGCAAGCAAGCUGUCUAUUUCUUCAGUUCUGUUAUUGAAUCAGAAACUCUGGCAGACCUUCCUAGUGCUGUCACAUAUGCUAUAAAUUUUGACACAAAGACAGGAGAUAUUGCAAUGGAUUUUAAACUAUUAUAAAAUACUUCCCUUUUAUUUCUAAAUUAUAAUAAACUGAUACAGUAUACUUUGUA
Molecule: messenger RNA, 2323 nt
Organism: Cygnus atratus (black swan)
Lineage: Eukaryota; Metazoa; Chordata; Aves; Anseriformes; Anatidae
Gene: PRMT7
Product: protein arginine methyltransferase 7
Exons: 18
Coding region: 204-2270 (688 amino acids)
Biological process (GO): peptidyl-arginine methylation
Molecular function (GO): protein-arginine omega-N monomethyltransferase activity
Source: RefSeq, a predicted model, not a curated record